Dibothriocephalus latus is the source of this 702-nucleotide messenger RNA. NCBI's taxonomy places the organism in Eukaryota, Metazoa, Platyhelminthes, Cestoda, Diphyllobothriidea, Diphyllobothriidae. The record is from the annotation of a GenBank genome assembly.
AUGGUCCAAGAAGGCCUCGUAUUGUGCCUCGUCUUUGGUGGCAGACUGCCCCCAUCUGACAAACGAGGCCUUACUGGAAAUGCUCAUCCUCGCCACCUGCCCUUUUCGCUUAGUCAUCUGGGGCAGUUCAACUGGGAGUCUGCUCUCAGUUUAUUGAGGCAGUGGUCAUCGGAGCGGUCCGAUGGCGGUGGACGGUGGUGUUUAUGGCUUCUGGCUACCCAGCUGGCCCAGCUCAUGCGGCAGGUUUUUACUCUAGCACCUCCAAACCCCUCCAUGUGUGACACAAUGGUCAGAAUUUGCAAGUCUCUCUUAAGUGAAGCCAACUAUCCCCUCGGUUACGUCAGUCGGCCCCUCUUUACCGAGUUCCAUGUGGCCUUUGUGGAGUUCUGUCAGACAGUGGAUUCUCCUGCCAUCGACGGCGGCAGUGGCUGCAGCGUCGGUCUGCGUAACCUGAUUGGCCCAAUCGGUGGGCAGGGCGGGUGUACCCUAGGCACGCACCUUCUGACCUCUGGAAGCCAGGUUCGGUUCAACUCGGUUGAGUACUUCCCUGUUCUCGUCUGUCAGAACAGUGAUGUUCCGGUAAAGUCCUCGAUCAGGACCCUUCAUGCAACUAAAAGUGUCUAUGCCCUCAGAAAGCACAGCCUCCCCGAUUGUCUGAAAAUCAGCUCAAGCUGUGGCUCUCUGUACAAUGAUCAUGGAUGA